This is a messenger RNA of Abrus precatorius (Indian licorice), 1662 nucleotides long. RefSeq names its product probable fucosyltransferase 8. The transcript is spliced from 2 exons. Gene Ontology annotation, cellular component: Golgi apparatus; membrane. Gene Ontology annotation, biological process: xyloglucan biosynthetic process; cell wall biogenesis. Gene Ontology annotation, molecular function: galactoside 2-alpha-L-fucosyltransferase activity. The coding region runs from base 1 to 1662 and encodes 553 amino acids. The record is from RefSeq and is a predicted model, not a curated record. NCBI's taxonomy places the organism in Eukaryota, Viridiplantae, Streptophyta, Magnoliopsida, Fabales, Fabaceae.
AUGGAUUGGUUGGAGUUUAGUUCCAAAAGGAUAGGAGCUUCUUUGGCCAUCUUUGCCAUAGCUUUCUCUCUAAUCAUACUAACACUCACCCCAAAUUAUGGUUAUUUUGAGGAGUUUUUAAAAAGUAAGGUAAUAAAUGGAAAAGAUCACAAUGUUACAACAAAGGACAUUGCUCCGGAAGAAAUAACCCAAAAAGUCAAUGAUAAAGCAAAAGAAGACAAGAAUUUUACAGGGUCAAAUGAAGGUUCAAAAACUAAUGCUUCUGAGAGAUUCGAUGGACUAAUAGUCCUUUCAAGAUUUGAUGAAGGGUCAUGUUUAAGCAGAUUUAAAUCCUACUUAUAUCACAGAGCAUCCCCUCAUAAACCCUCUCCAUAUCUCAUAUCCAAACUACGCAACUAUGAAGAUCUUCACCAGAGUUGUGGACCAAAUACUGCACCUUACAACAGGACCAUGACAAUGCUCCAAAAACAUAGGACCAAUGCUACCUAUGAAUGUAACUACGUUGUGUGGACCACUUCAGAUGGCUUAGGGAACAGAAUAGUGAGCAUGGUUUCAGCAUUUCUCUAUGCAAUCCUAACAGAUCGAGUCCUACUUGUGGAAUUUAAGGAUGAUAUGGUUGGUCUAUUUUGUGAACCAUUUCCGAAUUCAUCAUGGAUAUUACCCAAGGACUUCCCUUUUAGAAAAAACAAAGGACAUGUUAGAACAUAUGAUAGCAUCUUAAAGAAACACAAGGAAAACAAUUCAAAGGAGAUUUUACCAUCAGUUCUGAAUUUGAUGUUAAGACAUACCCCUGAAGAUCAUGAAAGGUUUCUCCGAUGCGAUGAUAGCCAACAUCUUCUACAAGAAGUUCCUUUCUUGUUUUUGUGCUCAAAUCAAUAUUUUGUACCUUCUCUUUUCAUGGUUCCAUCCUUCAGUCAAGAGCUAAGUAAAAUGUUCCCUAAGAAAGACACUGUCUUUCACCAUUUGGGACGCUACCUCUUUCACCCUUCAAAUGAGGCAUGGGGACCGAUUAGCAGAUUCUAUGAAGCAUAUUUAGCCAAAGCUGAUGAGAGGAUUGGCAUCCAAAUAAGAGUAUUUAACCCUCAUGAAAGCCCAUAUCAAACCGUGAUGAAUCAGGUUUUAAAUUGCACCCUAAAGAAUAAUAUACUACCCAACAUUAGCACUGAAGAUUCAAAACAUUUUGCCGUGAAGAAUCGGACUUUGAAGUCUGUUCUUGUAGCAUCUCUUUAUCCAAUGUAUGGUGAGAACUUGAGGACUACGUAUUUGACAAGACCAACUGUUUCUGGGGACGUGGUAAGUGUUCAUCAGCCAAGUCAUGAAGGGCAUCAAAAGUUUAAUGAUAAGAAGCAUAACUUGAAGGCGUGGUCAGAAAUGUAUCUAUUAAGUUUAUGUGAUGUUUUGGUGACUAGCUCUGCUUCAACUUUUGGGUAUGUGGCUCAAAGUUUGAGAGGCCUGAAACCAUGGGUUCUGCAUAACUUGCAAAACCAGAAAAUCCAGAAUCCUCAAUGUGUGAGAGACUUCUCUAUGGAACCUUGUUAUCAUUUUCCUCCUAAACUUGAUUGCAUGGGAAAGCCCAUAGAUGAUAUUGGUAAAGCUUUUCCAUAUAUAAGGAGAUGUCAAGAUUAUGAAAUUGGUGUUAAGUUGGUAAACGAUUAUGAGUAA